Molecule: messenger RNA, 1969 nt
Organism: Myotis daubentonii (Daubenton's bat)
Lineage: Eukaryota; Metazoa; Chordata; Mammalia; Chiroptera; Vespertilionidae
Gene: GPC5
Product: glypican 5
Exons: 7
Coding region: 386-1969 (527 amino acids)
Biological process (GO): cell migration; regulation of protein localization to membrane; positive regulation of canonical Wnt signaling pathway
Cellular component (GO): plasma membrane; cell surface; extracellular region
Source: RefSeq, a predicted model, not a curated record
GCGCCGCUGGCUGGCGCGUCCCAGGUUGGCGGUUUCCAGCGGAGCCGGUGGCGACCGCAGCGGUGCCAGAUCCGGAUGCCCGCGGGCUCCGUACGGCUCCAGCUCCAUUUCUCGCCCGCGCAGCGCCAGCUCGGCCCCGCCGGAGCGGGAGACGCGGCGGCGCUCUGCCCGAGAACUCUGGUGUCUCCGCCCCGGGCUCCUCCGGAGAAAGCCAAGUGCUCGCAGGUGCAGCGCGUGUCCCGAGCGGUCCCGGAACGCAAGCCGCCGGACGGCACCUCUAGGGAGCCUGGACCCCCGAGCCUUUGCAGAACCUUUUCAGAACCUUUUUCUAGAGCGUUCAGCGCCGGGCGCGCGGGGGAGUGGGAUCCACGGUGGGAAAGGGGUGAUGAGGACACCGAUGAUGGGCAGACCGACCUGGCGCGUGGGCUGCUGCUGUCUCCUCCUUCUGGCUCUUGCUGUAUUUGCCCGAAGCGACGGCGGGCAGAGCUGCGAGGAAGUUCGGAAACUUUUCCAGUGGCGCCUGGUGGGAGCGGUCAAGGGGCUGCCAGAUUCGCCGAGGCCAGGACCUGAUCUUCAGGUUUGUGUAUCCAAAAAACCUACAUGUUGCACCAGGAAGAUGGAGGAAAGGUAUCAAAUUGCAGCUCGCCAAGAUAUGCAGCAGGCGCUUCAAGCAUCCAGCUCUACAUUAAAGUUUCUAAUAUCUCGAAAUGCAGCUGUUUUUCAAGAAACCCUUGAAACUCUCAUCAGACAAGCAGAGAAUUACACCAGCAUACUUUUCUGCAACACCUACAGGAACAUGGCCCUAGAGGCUGCUGCCUCAGUUCAGGAGUUCUUCACCGAUGUGGGGCUCUAUCUAUUCGGUGCGGAUGUUAAUCCUGAAGAAUUUGUCAACAGAUUCUUCGACAGCCUUUUCCCUCUAGUCUACAGUCAUCUCAUUAACCCUGCUGUGACCGACAGCUCCCUGGAGUACUCGGAAUGCAUCCGGAUGGCUCGCCGAGACAUUAGUCCAUUUGGUAAUAUCCCCCAAAGAGUGAUGGGGCAGAUGGGGAGGUCGCUGCUGCCCAGCCGCACGUUUCUGCAGGCACUGAAUCUGGGCAUUGAAGUCAUCAACACCACAGACCAUCUGCUCUUCUCCAGGGAGUGUGGCCGAGCCCUCCUGAGGAUGCAGUACUGCCCUCACUGCCAGGGCCUGACGCUCAGUAAACCGUGCAUGGGGUACUGCCUCAACGUCGUGAGAGGCUGCUUGGCUCACAUGGCGGAGCUGAAUCCACACUGGCAUGCGUACAUCCGGUCCUUGGAAGAGCUGUCAGAUGCCAUGCAUGGAACGUAUGACAUUGAACACGUGCUCCUGAACUUCCACUUGCUUGUGAAUGAUGCUGUGACGCAGGCCCACCUGGACGGACAGAAAUUAUCGGAACAGGUAAAUAAGAUCUGUGGUCAUCCAAUCAGAACACCCACCGAAAGCCCUCGUUGUUCUUUCGAUGGGAGUAAAGAGAAGCUUAGAAUGAAGAUCUCUACAAGAAAUGGUGAAGAGACGCUUGCCAACAGAAGAAAAGAAUUUAUCAACAGCCUUCGACUGCACGGGUCAUUUUAUGGGGGUCUGGCUGAUCACCUUUGUGUUAAUGACUUAGCCGCUGCUGAUGGACUGCCAUGCUGGAAUGGAGAAGACAUAGUAAAAAGUUACACUCAGCGUGUGGUUGGAAGUGGAAUCAAAGCCCAGUCUGGGAAUCCUGAAGUCAAAGUCAAGGGGACUGAUCCUGUGAUAAAUCAGAUUAUUGAUAAACUGAAGCAUGUCAUUCAGUUGUUACAGGGUAGGUCACCCAAACCCGACAAAUGGGAAGUUCACCUGGGCAGUGGUGGCGGCGUGGUUGAACAGGUCAGCGGGGACUGUGACGAUGAAGAUGGUUGUGGGGGAUCAGGAAGCGGAGAAGUCAAGAGGACACUAAAAAUCACAGACUGUAAGUUAUGA